AGUUCGAAAGAUGCAGAAGCUUGGGUUUCCGAGCAUGAGGAGCUUGGAUCAGUUCAAGUCCCUCUCCAAAUCGGCUUCCGGAGGACCUCCGAAGACAUUCGCCUACUCUUGGCGUCCGCCGGAGUCGACCUCGUCGGGAAGCCUCGCGAACUUGAAGCUCACCGCAGAGAAGUUAGUGAAAGAGCAAGCUUCUGUGAAAACAGAUCUGGAAAUGGCGAACACUAAGCUGAAAAAAUCGAUGGAGCACAUCCGUGCAUUAGAGGAAAAAUUGCAGAACGCUUUCAAUGAAAAUGCUAAGUUUAAAGUGAAGCAGAAGGAAGAUGAAAAGCUGUGGAAGGGAUUAGAGUCUAAGUUUUCAUCAACUAAAACAUUGUGUGAUCAGCUCACAGAAACUUUACAGCUCUUAGCUGGUCAAGUUCAGGAUGCCGAGAAAGAUAAAGAGGCCUUUGAAGGCAAACUUUCUGCAAGUGCAGUAGCUCUUAAUGGUUUGAGUCAACAAAUGAAUGAUCUGUCUAUAAAGCUUGAGUCAGCUGAGGAAACUAUUAGGACUCGUGAAAAGGAGCUGGAGCAACACAGAUUCGAGAAAGAGGAGACAGAUAAACUUUACAAAAAUGAACAGUGCAGAACAGCAAAUCUCAUAGAGGAAAAAGAUGCUAUGAUUAAGAACUUCGAAGAAACUCUAGCAACUAAUAGGUUGGCUACGGAGAGUUUGAACACUAAAUUGGGUGAGGUGCAUCUUGAUGUAAAGAUAAAAGAGGAUGAAAUCAGACGUUUGAUAGCUGUACAGGAGAACUUGGAAUCAGAAAAGCAUCAUCUCCAUUUGAGCAACGAUGAUCUUGUUAAGAGAUUAGAUAUGUCACUCCUAGAGAUAAAAAACCUUGAAGGUUUUGUUCAUGUGUUGGCUUCACAUUUGGCUGAAUUGGAUAGACAAAGUUUGAAAUUCCUGAAAAAGUUUGAUAAGCUAAAUUCUCUUUAUGAGGUGUGCUUCCAGUUGGUCAAUCAGGAGAGAGACCUUUCUACGAAGCUUGCUCAGAGACAGUAUGAUCAACUGCACAACAGGUUCUUGAACUUAACAUCAGAAAAAGAUGCUAUACAAUUGGUAAAUCAGGAGUUGAACAACAGGGUCAUGGAACUUCAGAAAGUUCAGGAGUCUAUUAUGAAACAACUUUCAGAGGAAAGCCGUACAGCCAGAGAGAGGAUACAGAAGUUGGAGUUUGAAACUGAAGCUCUGGUCUCUAAGAAGAUUGAAACAGAAAAGUUGGUGUCUGAAUUAGAACUGCAGAUUGAUUCUCUGUCAGAAAGUUCAAGAUCAUCUGAGAAUAAAAUGCAAGAUCUGCUGAUCAAAAUCUCAGCACUAGAAACUGAGAAUAAAGAUAAUACAGAGAAACUACAGGCAGAGAUACAGAUGAAAGAGGAGCAAAUAGUCGGUUUACUGAAGGAAGGUGAAACACAUGAGCAGCAUGUAGAUUUGAUGGAUAAACAAGUCAGCCAGCUUCAUAGCACACUAGAGGAAAAGGAGCAACUUAUUGUGCAAUAUAAGGAACGAGAGAAGAAUAUGGAAGAGCAGAUCACAGAGAAUCGUGCAUCGCUGACUGCUGCCGAAACUAGACUCGUGGAAAAUAAGAAGCAAUAUGACCUCAUGCUUGAGAGUAAACAACUAGAACUGUCAAGGCAUUUGAAAGACCUAUCAAAGAGGAAUGAUCAGGCAAUUAAUGACAUCCGGAAGAAGUACGAGGUGGAGAAGGUGGAGAUAGUUAACAUGGAAAAACGAAAGGCAGAAAAUGUUGUUCAAGAAAGGGAGAUAGAAUGUGAGAAAAAACUUGAAAAAUGCAAAGAAGAAACUAGGCAGCAUUUGAUGCGUGUUCAGGAGGAACAUGCUGCUCUGGUCAGUAAUCUUCAGCAGGAACAUGAUAAAAAGGAACGAAGUCUGAAAGCUAAACACAGUGAAGAGCUAAAGCAGAUCCAACUUCAAGCUGAAAACGAGUUGAGAGAAAAAGUAACAUUGAUGAGGAAUGAAUAUGGAGCCCAACUGAGAGCUUUGAGGCUUCAGCAUGAUGAUGAGAUUAAGAAGUUUGAGGAGGACCUGGAUCUUCAAAAGUCCAAAGAGGAGAAGCAGAGGGCAUUGCUGCAACUGCAAUGGAAAGUUAUUAGUGAUACGCCAGAGGAGGACCAAGAAAUGAAUUCAAAGAAGGAGUACUCAAUUUCAUCGAGGAGAAACCCUGUUGUUAAAAGGAGAGGUCAGCGUUCUCUGAGAAGACCGGAGCAUGAUGAGAAGGAGUCACCUCUAGUGGGAGCAACACAAACACCAGUAUCAACACUGUUGAAGAAAGCUUCGGAGAAUAUCAAUACACCAAGUGUAAUGAAUAUCUCAAAGCACCACAAAAAGGUAAUUCGUGACGAAUAUGAAGUUGAAAAUGGUAAUGGAAGAACUAUUAAACGGAAAACAAGAAGCACAGUCAUGUUUGAGGAUCCAAGAAAACAUAAGAGGACAACUACACCAAAAGUCAAAAGCCCCAGGGGUGUAGUCAAGGGAUCUAAUGGUGAGGGUCAACCACGUGCUUCAAACAUAGGUGACUUGUUUUCAGAAGGAUCUCUGAAUCCAUAUUCCAUAUGCAUUUGA
Messenger RNA from Fragaria vesca subsp. vesca, 2620 nucleotides. Its product is annotated as synaptonemal complex protein 2-like. Gene Ontology annotation, biological process: reciprocal meiotic recombination. NCBI's taxonomy places the organism in Eukaryota, Viridiplantae, Streptophyta, Magnoliopsida, Rosales, Rosaceae. The record is from RefSeq and is a predicted model, not a curated record. Bases 11 to 2620 code for a protein of 869 amino acids. The transcript has 18 exons.